Diaporthe citri is the source of this 1308-nucleotide messenger RNA. RefSeq lists its product as uncharacterized. NCBI's taxonomy places the organism in Eukaryota, Fungi, Ascomycota, Sordariomycetes, Diaporthales, Diaporthaceae. The transcript has a single exon. Bases 1 to 1308 code for a protein of 435 amino acids. The record is from RefSeq and is a predicted model, not a curated record.
AUGCAUCAUUUCUUCAAGGGCCAGUUUUUCGACUUCGAGAUCGUCCGCAUCCUGGGCACCGCCGUGUAUGGCGGCUCUGACGUUGCCGAGGUCCUCGAGGCCGUGGGGCAGAUCAGGGACGGCGACCCGGACUCCUGGGGCCGCGCGUGGGCGGCCCAGGCCCAGCAGGCGCUCGAGCUCGCCGAGGAGGCCCGCAGGAGCGGCGACCGCGUGGCCGCCCGCAACGCCUACCUGCGGGGCUCCAACUACACGCGGGCGAGCGGCUACAUGCUGCUCGCCGGCGACAAGAGGAAGGCCGCCGUCACCGAGGAGGUCCAGGCCAUCUUCCGCAAGGCGGCGGCCCUGUUCGCGCACCCCGUGCACUUUGUCGACAUCCCCUACGAGGACGGCACCACCCUCCCGGGCCACCUGUACCUCCCUGCCGCCCAGCACCGGCUGCCCGGGGGCGGCAAGAUCCCCAUCCUCAUCAGCGGCGGCGGCGCCGACGCCCUCCAGGAGGAGCUCUUCUACAUGCACCCCUCGGCCGGCCCGGAGCUGGGCUACGCGGUGCUCACCUUCGAGGGGCCCGGCCAGGGCGUCAAGCUCUGGCGCGACCGGACCACCAUGCGCCCGGACUGGGAGGCCGUGGCGGGCCGCGUCCUCGACUUCGUCACGGACCUUGCGGGCGCGCGCCCGGAGCUGGGGCUCGACGCCUCGCGCGUCGCCGUGGCGGGCGCGUCGCUGGGCGGGUACUUUGCCCUGCGCGCGGCCGCGGACCCGCGCGUCAAGGCGUGCGUCUCGCUCGACCCGCUGUACAGCUUCUGGGACUUCGCGACCGCCCACGCGUCCCCGGCGAUGCUGGGCGCCUGGGAGCGCGGCUGGGUCGGCGACGGGCUCAUCAGCGCGGCCGUCGGCGUCAUGAUGAGGCUGUCGUUCCAGAUGCGCUGGGAGCUCAUGACCGCGGGCGCCUUCUUCGGGCAGGGCUCGCCCGCGCUCAUCAUGAAGGAGAUGCAGAAGUACACGCUGGGCGGCGGCUACCUGGGCCGCGUCAGGUGCCCCGUCCUGGUCUCGGGGGCGUCCGAGUCGCUCUACCUCGAGCCCCACCACCACACCAUGCGGGUGUACCAGGAGCUGGUCGACUUGCCUGGGGGGAAGGACAAGGUGGAGUUGUGGAUGACGACAACGCCUAGCAAAGGGUCGCUGCAGGCCAAGAUGGGGGCGCUGAGACUGGCGAACCAGCGGACGUUCAAAUUUCUGGAUGAGAAGCUGGGGAUCACGCGGUCACCACUCCUGGAAGGCCAUAGUGCAGAGGCAAACGGGAGCAAGUAG